Messenger RNA from Rhinichthys klamathensis goyatoka, 855 nucleotides. RefSeq lists its product as uncharacterized. The transcript has 2 exons. NCBI's taxonomy places the organism in Eukaryota, Metazoa, Chordata, Actinopteri, Cypriniformes, Leuciscidae. Bases 121 to 855 code for a protein of 244 amino acids. The record is from RefSeq and is a predicted model, not a curated record.
AUAUUUUUUAAUAAUAUUUCUUCAUACAACAUCAGUUAAAUCUGAUUGAAAUAUUUUUGCUUGUUACAUUAAAUUACAUUGUGUAAUUUUUAAGGACCCCCCACGACCCAAAAUGACUUCAUGGCACCUCCAUCUCCACCUCCUCCCUCACUGCAGGAUUACAGAGAUGAGGUGGAAUCUACCGCCCUUCCAAGAUCUGAUGCGAUUGAGACCCAUUGUGGUGUUAUCAGACCUGAAAAUUUGAUCUGGGAUCCUCCAAAUCUUAAGGAGCUUGGUCCAAUGAAAUUGUUGGGUGUUUACAACCUUCCACCAGCCUUCUGGCCUGCCAGCUUAAAGGAUAGGGUGAAGAAUCUUGGCAUUGAUGUGGAUGGGACAAACAGAGCUGAUGACAGCAGCAACAUAAAGAAUCCAUCCUCCUUCGUGCCAUAUGAUACAACGGACCUUCUUGAGAAUUCGAAUUUCUCGACACCUUCCCAUCAUGCAAAUGAGGAUAUUUUUGACAUAGUAGGCCUCUCUGUUGAUGAAUACUAUGGACAGACUGAGAUUGCUGCCAUCACAGAGCAGGGAGAGGACAAGUACGAGCUGUCUCUCAGCCCUGGCGUCAUGGAAGCAGCAGCCACUGAUUCGGAGGAACUUCUGUCUUAUUUCACAGGCUCAAGAAAGAGAAAAAGGGCUAUUUACUCUGGCAAUGAGUUCUCUCCUGCUGCUGCCGAACGUUUUGAGAUGCAUGACGAUUUUGAGCUCUUUGAGCCUCCACAUUCAAAGCCUCGCCUGGACUCUUGUGAGACUGUUGAAGAUGUUCUCUCUCUUUGUCAUUACAUCUACUCUGACGAAAGCACUGAUUUUUACGAUUAA